CUUCUGGCAGGAGCGAAGCCACUUCCGGCUUUCCUGGCGUCUUCUGCAGCCUUCUUCCGGCCUCCUUGGCGCCUUCAUAGUGCUCUUCCGGGUGGUGGAGGUACGGUCAGAUGCCCCGGAUGUAGCCCUGGCGAAAGCAUCUUUCCUCUCUUUACCCGCGCUUCUCCCUGGAUCCCCAGCUGGGGAAGACUCCUCCGUCCAGUCAUGCCAAAGAGGAAAGUGACCUUCCAAGGCGUGGGAGAUGAGGAUGAUGAGGAUGAAGUCAGUGUUCCCAAGAAGAAGCUGGUAGACCCUGUGGCUGGGGGCCCUGGGAGCCGCUUCAAAGGCAAACACUCUCUGGACAGUGAUGAGGAGGAUGAUGAUGAGGAGGAGGGAUCCAGCAAAUACGACAUCCUGGCCUCCGAGGAUGUGGAAGGUCAGGAAGCGGCCACGCUUCCCAGUGAGGGGGGUGUGCGAAUCACACCCUUCAACCUUCAGGAGGAGAUGGAGGAGGGCCACUUUGAUGCUGAUGGCAACUACUUCCUGAACCGUGACGCUCAGAUUCGAGACAGCUGGCUGGACAACAUUGACUGGGUGAAGAUCAGGGAGCGGCCACCUGAUCAGCAGCAGGCUUCAGAGGAGGAGGAGGAGGACAGCUUGGGCCAGACACCAAUGAGCGCCCAGGCCCUCCUAGAGGGACUGGUGGAGCUACUGUUGCCGAGAGAGACAGUAGCUGGAGCGCUGAGGCGUCUGGGGGCCCGAGGGGGCGGCAAAGAGGGUAGCAAGGGGCCUCGGCGGCCCAGUUCCCCGCAGCGUCUAGAUCGGCUGUCUGGGCUGGCUGACCAGAUGGUGGCUCGGGGCAACCUUGGUGUCUACCAGGAAACAAGGGAACGGUUGGCCAUGCGGCUGAAGGGUUUGGGCUGCCGGACCCAGGGACCCCAUGACCCCACACCUCCACCCUCCCUGGAUAUGUUUGCUGAGGAAGUAACGGAGGGGGAGCUGGAGACCCCGACCCCUGCCCAGCGAGGAGGAGCAGAGUCGCCAGGCGAUGGUUUGGCGGAGGUGAUGUGGGAGUAUAAGUGGGAGAACACGGGGGAUGCGGAGCUGUACGGGCCCUUCACCAGCGCCCAGAUGCAGACCUGGGUGAGUGAAGGCUACUUUUCGGACGGCGUGUAUUGCCGGAAGCUGGACCCUCCUGGCGGUCAGUUCUACAACUCCAAACGCAUUGACUUUGACCUCUACACCUGAGCCUGCUGCGUGCCAGAUUUAGCAGCCCCGACCUUCCAGGACUUUCCGAGCGGGGAGGCGCCAGCUGCCUCAGGCCACUUUUCAAACAGUUUCCCUUCUCCCAAUAAAAGCCUGGGUGUACAUUAGGGUUUUGGCUCUGCUGGUGGCCAGAAGCAGCGGGCCUGCUCCACAGCCCAUUGGGCUUGCCUCAGUCUUUGACCAGUUUUUUCUUGGGAGUUUCUCUCGGGUGUCUUGGGCUGCUUCACCCUGGUUUUCUGCCCUCUAGUGGCAUAGCCAGGGCCUCUCCGGUGUCCUGUGCUCUCUGCCUGGAUGCUGGUGGCUGUGUAAAAAUCCAUUCACACACACUC
This is a messenger RNA of Chinchilla lanigera (long-tailed chinchilla), 1574 nucleotides long. RefSeq names its product CD2 (cytoplasmic tail) binding protein 2 (gene Cd2bp2). The transcript is spliced from 7 exons. The coding region runs from base 205 to 1227 and encodes 340 amino acids. The record is from RefSeq and is a predicted model, not a curated record. Gene Ontology annotation, cellular component: U5 snRNP. Gene Ontology annotation, molecular function: protein binding. NCBI's taxonomy places the organism in Eukaryota, Metazoa, Chordata, Mammalia, Rodentia, Chinchillidae.